This is a messenger RNA of Geodia barretti, 1215 nucleotides long. The record is from the annotation of a GenBank genome assembly. NCBI's taxonomy places the organism in Eukaryota, Metazoa, Porifera, Demospongiae, Tetractinellida, Geodiidae.
GUUUUGACUCUCCCGCAGCAGGCAGUCCUCACUGUCAGCCAGGUGGCUGUCCACCUGCGGGAGUUGCUGGAAAGCAACCCCUUCCUCUCCGACCUGUGGAUUGUCGGAGAGGUUUCCAAUCUCCGGGCCUCUUCUUCCGGCCAUUCCUAUUUCACCCUCAAGGACAGUGUUGCCUCGUUGAAUUGCGUCCUGUUUCGCGGUCAGGGUGGCGCGGCAAUCCUCGACAACGGCAAAUUGGUUCGGGCCCACGGGCGGAUGAGCUUCUACGAGCCCCGCGGAUCCACCGACUUUAUGGUGGACCGGGUGUUGCCCGAGGGCGAGGGAGAACUGGCCCAGGAACUGGAACGGUUGAAGGCGCGCCUGUCCCAGGAAGGUCUGUUCGAGGAGUCCCGCAAACGGCCCCUGCCGCAGUUUCCCGAGAUAGUCGGAGUGGUAACCUCGCCCACCGGCGCGGCCUGGCAGGACAUCCAGAACAUUGUCCGCCGCCGCUACCCGCUGGCCCGCUUGCUGUUGUCUCCCACCCAGGUCCAGGGUUUGGACGCGGCUCCCUCGAUUGCGGCGGCUCUGGAGCGUCUGGAUGCGGACGGCAGUUCCGAUGUUAUCAUCGUGGCCCGGGGCGGAGGUUCCCUGGAAGACCUCUGGCCCUUCAACGAAGAGAUUGUGGCCCGCGCUAUCUUCGGCAGCAGGAUUCCGGUGGUUAGCGGGGUUGGACACGAGACUGAUUUCACCAUCGCCGACUACGUGGCCGACCGGCGGGCGCCCACACCCUCGGCGGCGGCGGAGUUGGUGGUUCCCGACGGGGCCAUCCUGCGGCAGACCGUUGCGGCCUGGACUGAGCGGGCCCAGCGGGGUGCACUGCGGGCAGUGGAAGCAGGUCGGGUUGAAGUGGCGAAUCUGUCCCGCCGGCUGGAGUCGGGCCUGCCGGAUCUGGGCAACCUGAAACGCCAGGUGGACGACAUGGCCGAUGUCCUCGGCAACAACUUCAACAACCGCUUGAGAAUGGCGCGGCUGGAAGUUGAUAACUUUGAGAGCCGUUUGCGCACACUGGAUCCGGCGGCAACGCUGAGGCGAGGGUUUGCCGUGGUGCAGCAUGGCGACACUGGCACGGUUGUUUUCCUCGGUUGGCCAGGUGACCGGAGGCGAUUCGCUGAGGAUAACCGUAGCCGACGGAACGAUACCUGGCACGGUGGCAGGCGAGCCAAUACAGGGGAAUAG